AUGCCACGCUAUAAGCAGACAGCCCGCUGGGCCGGCGAGGACUCUGGCGCGACCCCGCGCUGGCAACCCUCACAGCGGGCCUCUUUCGAAUCAGAUGUAGCUCGAUUCCUCGAGCACACGGACGACAGCGAUACCGAGAGCCAUCCUCAGCUGAACGGGGGGGGCUCUUUCGAUUCUGAUACAGCAGAAUCACUCGAUCAACUGGACGACAGCGAUAUCGAGAGCCAUCCUGAUGGGGCGAGGGAUUUGGGCAAAAAGGCAAGUCUGACACUGCCAGAAUCUCGUCUUCAUGGCAGGCACUGGCACCCUCUCUUCCAUCGCCCUUUGCCCAUAUCCCAUAUACUGUCGAGUAACAAGUGGAAGCAAAGUACUGACUCUGCCGUGUUAAAGACUGAAGAGAACCCCAAGGAGGACAAGCACAAGGAUGAGAAGCCCAAGGAGAAGCCCAAAGAGGAGAACCCCAAGGAGGAGAACCCCAAGGAGGAGAACCCCAAGGAGGAGAACCCCAAGGAGGAGAACCCCAAGGAGGAGAACCCCAAGGAGGAGAACCCCAAGGAGAAACCGUCCUUUGCGAACCACCAGAAGCAUAAGACCUUGUCCGACCUCCGCUUUUCGCUGGAGUCACGCAUCGCUUCAGCCGAGGCAGGUCUCGAGAGGUUGGGUACCGAUUCCAGCGGUAACGAUGGUCAUUUCUUCCUCCACUUUCCGCUGGAGGUUCUUCACAUUGCUGGCUUGGCUACUUUUUGCGUGUGGGUGCUUCGUCGCCUUGCUGACCUUGAGUCGCGCAUCACUGCAGAAGCCGCCUAA
Neurospora tetraspora is the source of this 807-nucleotide messenger RNA. RefSeq lists its product as uncharacterized. Lineage: Eukaryota; Fungi; Ascomycota; Sordariomycetes; Sordariales; Sordariaceae. Bases 1 to 807 code for a protein of 268 amino acids. The transcript is spliced from 3 exons. The record is from RefSeq and is a predicted model, not a curated record.